Molecule: messenger RNA, 871 nt
Organism: Panicum virgatum (switchgrass)
Lineage: Eukaryota; Viridiplantae; Streptophyta; Magnoliopsida; Poales; Poaceae
Exons: 1
Coding region: 258-680 (140 amino acids)
Source: RefSeq, a predicted model, not a curated record
AAACCUUGCAAAAUGUGCUACGUACUCAUGCCCCUGCCAUUGCUCACCAAACCACAACAUGUAUACAAUACAACACGGCAUGGCCGGAUCGGAUCGGAUUGAUGACUCGAGUAGUUGCAGCACGCUCCAUCCAUGGCUCUUCUCUUCUCCUCCUCCUCCUCCUCCCUCUUUAAUAGGAUAGGAGUAUCUAUAUAUACAACUAGCUAGCUAGCUAGGUGCAGCUGAUCUGUUGUGCUAGCUAUAGAGAUACACCACCGAUGAUGAUGGCUCGCUCCCGUUGCCGGCUCGCUGGGGCCGCCACCUUGCUGCUCCUCAUCCUCGUGGCUGCCGGCGGAGCAGCAUCGGCGGCGCCCGAGGUGGAGGGGAAGAGUAUCAAGGCCGUCGCGCGGACGCAGGAGGAGGACGUCGUCGUCGCCACCAGCACCAGCACCGGCACCGGACCCUCCUCGCCGCCGUCGUCACCCACUCCGGGAGCGGGAGGAGAGAAGGAGGGGGGCAAGGGGGACAACAACAACAGCGGCAGCAAGGACAAGGAAAAGGCCAAGAACAAAUGCGUGACGAGUAAGGACUGCCACCUCAAGCGCCUGGUGUGCGCCAAGAAAUGCACCAUGGCCGCGCACAAGAAAUGCGCCGCCAAGUGCUCCCGCUCCUGCACCGGCGGUCUCCCCAUCUGCACCUAGCUACCUACCUUCUUUCCUUCUUGCCUCAUCAUCAGACUAUAUAAUAUACAUAUAUGUAUUAGAUACCUUAUUGACCAAGAAUAAGCUGGAGUCGUAGCUGAUCAUUAAUUAUGUAGCUCAGCUGCUCCUUAAUCUCCUUCAAUUAAUUUUGUCACUGCUGGAUUAAUUGAUAUAAUUGCAUUGUUUGUAAA